AUGUUUGGAUUUCCAUUUUCUGGUCCAUUUGGAGGUUUUUAAUAAUUUGAUGAUUCAGAAAUGAAUGAUAAUUUUUAUGAUUAAAUUCCUUAAUAAAAAGAUGUAGAUAAUAAGGAGUUAUAUGAAAUAUUAGAGAUCCCUCCUUAAUCAGAUAUAGCUGAAGUUAAAUAGGCUUAUAAAAAAUUAGCCAAAAAAUAUCAUCCAGAUCGACCUGGAGGAAGCUAAUAAAAAUUUUAAUUAAUACAAAAAGCAAAUGAAGUUCUCUCUGAUCCAGAGAAAAAAAAAAUAUAUGAUAAAUAAGGUAAACAAGGAUUAUUGAGAAAACUAAAUGUAAAGAAUUAAUAAUUUAAAAAAUGUGAUCCUUAUAAAUUAGAACAUAAAAUAACAUUAAAAGAUGUAUAUCAAGGAGCAUAUCAUAAAACAAUUUUAAAUAAAAUUUAAAAAACAUGUGAAAGUUGUUAAGGUUAAGGAGGAAAAUAAUCUAAUGAUUGUUAAAGUUGCCGAGGAUAAAAAUUUAUAUAAAUGCUUGUAUAAGUUUAACAUGGAUUGAAUGUAGUACAAUAAGCUCCUUGUCCUGAUUGUAAAGGGUAUAAUAUUAAUACUAUUAAAAUAGAAAAGGUAAGAUUUUUGUAAAAGGAAAUGAAUGUAAAUAAUGUAAUGGAGAAGGAAGAAUAGAUGGAUAAGUAGAAAUAGAAAUUCCAAUUGAGAAAGGAGUUCCAGAUGGAUAUUGUGUUAAAUUAUACGGUAAAGGAAACUAGAAAGUAAGCAAAUCCUUUUUGAUAAAAUUUAGCCAGGAUUUGAGAGUGGAGAUGUUCAUGUUUAUCUACAAAUUGAAUAGCAUCCUUAAUAUAUGAGAAAGGGAACAGAUUUAUUCUAUUAGAAAACAAUUUCACUUAAAGAAGCACUUACAGGAAUAAGUUUAGAUUUAGAAACUUUAGAUGAUAAAAUUAUUAAUGUGACAACAACUAAAAUUAUCAGACCAAAUUAAAUAAUGACAGUUAAAGAAAAAGGAUUACCAACAUUUAAAGAUGAAUUGCAUUAUGGAGAUUUACAUAUUUAAUUCAAUAUUGAAUUUCCUUAGUAACUAAAUUAAAAUAUCAAAAAUCAAAUAGCUUAGGUAAUCUUAUAAUUUUACUUUAAGAUUUUACCAGGACCUAAUAGUACCAUCAAAAAUGGAAAUGCUUCUAAAUUAGAGGAAUUUCAGUUAGGUGAAUUUGAAAAACAAUUAGCUAAAUAAGAAGAAAAUGAGGAAGAUGAUCCAAAUUAAAUAUAAGUUGAUUGUUCAAUAUUUUGA
This is a messenger RNA of Paramecium sonneborni, 1294 nucleotides long. The record is from the annotation of a GenBank genome assembly. Lineage: Eukaryota; Ciliophora; Oligohymenophorea; Peniculida; Parameciidae.